AAAAGUGUCACAUGACGGCUUGUUCGCUACUCAUCUACGUCGCCAUUGCUUGGUUGAAGAUGGUGCCGAUGUAGACGAUUCGAUCCCGAGUUCAGUUCUUUAAGAUCUCAGAUCUAAGUCUCGUUUUUUGUAUGUCGGUGGUCUUUGGAAACAUCUCUCUUUUCUUUCUUCCUGUUUCGUUUAACCAAGCGAUUGGUGCUUGGACGACGUUUUUCACCGCCGUGUUUGCUUACCGGAUGAGGCUUAAGAGAGAGGCUUGGUUGACUUACUUCUCUCUUGUCCCUGUGGUCACCGGGGUCGUUAUUGCCAAUGGGGUUGAUGUUCUAUCUAUCAUCUCUACACCCGAAGAUGUUGCUGAUUUAGAGGAUUGUAGCUGGCCUGAUGAGGGACUUAGAGGCGCUGUUUUGCAUGUGGAGCCUCCUCCCCGGGUUGUUAACAAAGGUAAAAGAAAAGUCCGUUCCAAGCAGAGUGGUGAUCAUUUGGUCAAAGGUGGGUCUUCCAGGGACAAGAAACUGAAGGUUCGCAGUAGUAGGGGUAGGCAUGUCCAGUCUGACCCUAAUACCUCUCUUCUUGGGGCUCUUAAAUAUGAACUUGAUGCUGGUCUGAAGGAGGCUCGUGGUGAUGUAUAUGCUCAUGUUUGUGUCGACUUGAAAGCGAUGGAGUUGAGGUUAGAGAGGAUUAUGAAACAAAGCAUUUUCUUUGCGGUGGAUGAGGCUCUCAUUUCUAGAGAGCUUGUAAGGAAUGUUGUUGGUGAAGUUGGGGUAGAUACUUUUGAUCCUUACAGCCAGCCUCCCGCUAAUGGUGCAUCUAACCCUGUGAAUCCUGCUAAUGGUGCAUCUAACCCUCUGAAUCCUACUAAUGGUGCAUCUAACCCUGUCAAUCCUGCUGCUUCCACCGAUUUGAAUGUUGGCACUGAAGAGGUUGAUGGUUCUUCCUCUGCGAGUGAGGAAUCCACUCAGUCGCAGGCAUCGAGAGAUAGUAUUGAUGGAGAGGGUGGCAGUGUUUCUGAGGCGGUGAUUGAAUAUGAUGGUUGUCCUAGCUCUGAGAAGUUCAAGAAACUAGUCGAGCUACUUGAGCCUAGAUUAGUUAAGUUUUUGUCUUUUAUUCUCUCUAGUGACUUUGAGUAUGGUGGAGGACUUGUUUUGAAGGAGACUGAGUUGCGGCUAGUAGCUAGUAGCAUUUCUCCUGAAAAUCCUCAGGUUAUGGACGCGUGUGUCACUGUUAUGAGGGAUUCCAUCUUCAUUAACACUGAUCCUUCCUCCGUCCCCAAAAUCAAGAAGUGGCAACAUUUUUAUGUAUGAUAAAGAUGUCACGGGCACAAUUGUGUAAUAUAUGUGUUUCUGUGGGUGAACCUUCCCCACAUAUGUAAUAUAUUCCUGAACUAUACUAGAGAUGGUGUAUUGCGUUGAUCUUGUGAGUCCGUACACCAUUCAAUCUGGCUUUGUAAUAUUUUAAUGCUUUCCGGUAAAAAGUUGUUUCCUAUCACUUAGAAUUACAUCAUCUGUUGGAAAUAAAUGCCUUAAUAAUUA
Arabidopsis arenosa is the source of this 1529-nucleotide messenger RNA. The record is from the annotation of a GenBank genome assembly. Lineage: Eukaryota; Viridiplantae; Streptophyta; Magnoliopsida; Brassicales; Brassicaceae.